Molecule: messenger RNA, 1898 nt
Organism: Triticum aestivum (bread wheat)
Lineage: Eukaryota; Viridiplantae; Streptophyta; Magnoliopsida; Poales; Poaceae
Exons: 4
Coding region: 1210-1512 (100 amino acids)
Source: RefSeq, a predicted model, not a curated record
CCCACCCCCGCCCCCGGAUUCGGCCGUCGCGUCGCCCCCAGACCUGGUUCCGGCCGGUGUGUAGCGCCGCCCCCACCCUCGAUUCCAACCGGUGCGCCGCCCCUCCGUAACCACCCGCGACCUUCUCCCAUCGUUGCGGCCACCCAUCGUCUUCCCCCGUUGUCGCGGCCACAAGCCACCACCGACGGACACGACCGGGAGUUCGCCGCUGCGGACCACAAUCAUCUACUCGCACUGGGUCGCUGGAUCCGGCGAGAUCCGUGGCCGCCGCUGGCUUGGUCAGCCACUGCAGGAUCUCCCAACUGCUCCUCCCGGUGACGUCUCCCUCAACAUGCGCCUCCUCGCUGCUCCAACCCAGCCACGAGCACCAGAUCUUCAGUGCGUCAUGGCCUGCACGUGUGGGCAUGGGCACGUCGCGUGUUCAGGUGCCCCUUUCUUCCCCUCAAGUCCGUCACCUCCCGUCCAGCUGGAUGGAUCCACACGUCUCCGAUGAGCUCCUCUGGACUUGUGCCCAGGCUCCUUCUAAACUCCUCGCGUCUCCUUCGUCUUCAACCAACAGCAGCGACCCCGUUUUAGUUCCUCUUCGAAACAGCAACAACCGCGCUAGAAGUUCAGAAUUGCAGAUGGCAAAGUCCAACUUCGGUUGUGGAUGCAUCCUCUCUUGUGGUAGAAGGGCAGGUCUGUAGACCUUGUACAAGAAAAGCGACUAAAUAUAGUAUUACACGGUGCCGCCACCCUGGACCAUCUGCUCCCGCGCGUGAGCAACCAAUGCGCUGAUGCCUAGCAGUGUACAAAUCUUCUGAUUUCUUGCAGCAGUUCAAUGUAUAUUAGAGUGGAAAGAAGAGAAAAGAAGAGUAUGUUGCAGAUGUGGUGCUUGUGAUUGUUGUAGGCUUGCAACAGUUUAGAUUGUGGGGUCAAUGAAAAAAUUGUCCCUAGUUUACAUGAAUCUUGCAGAAAUUAAAGUGGUGUAUGAUGAUUUGGGAGGUGCCAGAGAUAUCUUGGCUACUUCUCCACUGCGGGGAGAGAUGCUUGCCUGGGGCAAAAAAUGGCACCCGCAGCCAAACUCGACAUGGUAAUGCCGGUGGCUCCAGUGGAAGGAUGGUUAAGGGUCGGCGUGUUGCCAAGUAGGUGGAUCAUCUCCGUAAUGCUGAUGAAUUUGAUACCAAGUUCAACCUCUAUCUUGCUCUAACUCCGCUUGAUGGGCAAAGCAUGCCUAAACUGGAAAAGUCCUAUCUCAGCUGCCAGCCAACAUUCUCUGUUAGCCAUCUAUGCCAGUUUGUUGCUCUUCAGCUUUCACGUCAAGCCGCAGAGGUGGAGAUAUACUUCAGGAAGAACUCCAUAAACGGGUCGCUUAAAACCGAAGACACCAGCGCAGACAACGAGGCAAAAAUGGAGCGGCUCGACGGCCUGGAAAGACUCAAGGAAGAGAGUUCGCUUUUCGAGCUUUACCCUAUGCUCGCCUCUGGUGUUGGAGACCUGGAGCUAUUGUACUCUGUGAAAGCGCAAGGCUAGCUACGCACAGUUCCUGGCACCAGCCAGCUAGCUCUCUUGGCCGUCAAAUUGAUGGAUGGAUGGAUCGCCGCUAAUCCCAUGACCUGCAGGAAGGAUCUACUCGCCGUGAAAAAAUGUACAUAUAUCAUCAUUCGAUAUGGAAAAGAGGGGCGGCAAAGUAGAAGUAUUUAUCAUCCGUGUCUUAAUGUUUGUUUGAGUAUAUGUGUUUUAUCUUGUGGAGUGGUUCGUUGGUUGGUUAAAACGUAAAAUUGACUAGUAGUCGAAUUGAGUAGCAGUGUGUAAAACAGGUCAGACAAAAUUACCUGGCUGGUUCAUUCCUUCUUCUAUACUGUAUAAUUAUUAUAAAAUGUAUUGGCUGGCGCUGCACAUGCAGCGGUAAUUCUUCU